AUGUCGGGCAGGCGACUGGGAGGAGGAGGAGGGGGAGCAGCGUUGGCGACAGGGCUGACCUGCAUGGCGAGCGUGCUCGCUCUCAUGGUCUUGAUCUCCUCGCCCCAGAGGAAGGCUGAGCUGGCGGAGAAGAGUGCGCAGCAGCCUGCGAUUUCCACAGCGCAGUUGUACGCAUCCAUGCACCCACAAUUCAAGAAGUGUGCUGGGCAGGAAGACAUGUCCAAGUUCAGUGAGCUCAUCAGGGAUAAGUGUGGAAACCUGAAGCAGAGCUCUUCAUGUGGAAAAGAAUGCGCCGUCGCCAUGCGGCAGAAGGCCGAAGCCUUUGGAUGCUGCUGGCCAACCCUGAUGGCUGGAUACAAGGCAUUAGACAAGGAAGCAGGACAUGCCUGGACUAGCUGGGAGCAGUCGCUCAGUGAGAAGUGUGGAGUGACGUUCGAGGGAGCGACGUGCAAGUCAGAGGAGGGGAAGUCGGAGCUGUCGCAGGUGGAAGCAGAGGUGUCCAGCCUGCAACGCAAAGAGGCGCGUGACAACAAGCUGAUCCAGGAUCUGCUGAAGCAGCUCAAGGGGAGCAAGCAGCAGUCAAACGCUUGUGUCCUCGAUGGGUCUCAGCUGCGAUGUGGCGCUACAACCAUCGCUCUCUCCAGGCUCCCCCUCCCUCACGCUGGAAGUCGCCAGCCCGGGGCUUUGUCAGGGCAGCCCGACAUCUAUUCAUGGAUGCCGAACCAAAUUGCUCCGGUCGACCAGCAGGAGGUGUCAGCGCCGACUAAGGCCAUCUUUCCUCCUAAGAUCUUCGGCGAGCCUCACGAUGCGCACUUGCAAGCAGAGCAGAUGAAAGUUCGAACAGCCAGCAAGAAUCGAUUCAGCAGGCAUUCUUCCUCUGCACACCAGCUGGCUAUGAAGGACGCGCAUUCACAGCAAGCAAAGAAGGACAACAUGAGCUUUCUCAACAUCCUUAGCGACGCCUGGCCCUGGCAACGAGGCGCUUUCAAGGAUGUGCAGCAACCGGUUCGUCUUCGCCCACACAAGUUCAGCAACCAAGUGUUUGGGGACAAUACUGCCAAGCUGCGCAACGCCAUCCCCCUCGCCCCUUCUCCUUUCCCGGACGCGCCAGCGGUCCCCGAGAGACAAGUGAGGCCGGCAGGGCAGGAGGGAAUCGUGUGGGGCAGCUCGCACAGUUGGGGACCGUCAGACAAUCGCAUGAAGCUCGAGCAGCGAACGUCUCGCAGGCCAAUCUUGAACUUGGGAUCCAAUUCUCCCUGGUCGAAGGAGGCAGGACUGUCGAGACCUCACGACCCUGCGGCUCGACGGCUUGCGCGGGCAGGCGUGAAUGUGAACGGAGGAUUGCAGGUAUGA
Molecule: messenger RNA, 1353 nt
Organism: Guillardia theta CCMP2712
Lineage: Eukaryota; Cryptophyceae; Pyrenomonadales; Geminigeraceae
Exons: 3
Coding region: 1-1353 (450 amino acids)
Source: RefSeq, a predicted model, not a curated record